CCCAUUUCAAUCAAACCAAUCUCAUUUAUAAUUCAAUUUUGUAUCAAAUACGGAGUAGAGAGAGAGUAUUAUUUUUGUAAUAUUAAAAGUGUGGAAAGCAGGUACUCAAUGCCCAAAGGCAACAGAGUUAACUCAUUACUCUCAUAAAUCAAUUAAUUUCAGCGCAUAUUUUUUGAACCCUUAAACCGCUUGUUUCUCUCUCCUUCUUGCACGACUUUCCAGACUCUGAAGAAUGAACAGAAGCUACCAACAACAAGCUACGAAUUUUCGAUUUUCAAUUGGGUUUUGUAUCUUUCUUUUUUGAUGGCUAAGCGAGUUUAUCAAGCUUGGAAGGGAAGCAAUAUAUUUUUAUGCAGUGGAAGGCUGAUAUUUGGACCGGAUGCUAGAUCCCUUAUAGUGUCUAUAGUACUUAUACUAGUUCCUGCAAUUAUCUUUUGUACUUUUGUAGCACGAAAUCUUCUCCAUAGGUUCUCUUCAUAUAAUGCUGGAUAUGCAAUUUUGGUGGUAGCCAUUGUCUUCACUAUUUAUGUAUUGGUACUUCUUUUAUUUACUUCAUCACGUGAUCCAGGCAUCAUUCCCCGCAACUCACAUCCACCUGAGGAAGAAUUCUGCUAUGAGUCUUCUGAUGCUGGUGGUAGGCCAACACCAAGUUUGCAGUUCCCACGCACCAAAGAGGUCCUUGUUAAUGGUAUCCCCGUCAAGGUGAAAUACUGUGAAACAUGCAUGUUAUAUCGUCCACCUCGGUGUUCUCAUUGCUCUAUAUGCAACAAUUGUGUGGAGAAAUUUGAUCAUCAUUGUCCUUGGGUUGGGCAAUGUAUUGGAAUGCGCAACUAUCGUUUCUUCUUUAUGUUCGUUUCAUCUGCAACCCUUCUUUGCAUCUACGUAUUUGUGUUGUCGGCUUUGUACAUAAAGUUUCUCGUGGAUGAGCAUCACAAUGUAUUGAAGGCCAUCAAAGCAUCACCAGCUUCAGUGGUAUUGAUGGCUUACUGCUUUAUUGCAUUAUGGUUUGUGGGGGGUCUCACUGGCUUCCAUUUAUAUUUGAUAAGCACAAAUCAGACCACAUACGAAAACUUUAGAUACAGAGCUGACAAUAGGCGUAAUGCUUUCGAUCGUGGUUGCAUUCCCAACUUCCUCGAAGUAUUUUGCAGUAAGAUUCAGCCUUCAAAGAACAAAUUCCGUGCAUUUAUACAAGAAGAGCCGCCAAGGACACCCAUGAGACCUAUGCCAGAGGUGGUUGAAGUAUCUGGUGACGAUAGGCGAGCUAAAGUCGAAGAUGAUCUAGAAAUUGGUGACGAUAUUCUAAAAUUAUCUCAACGCCGUGACUUUUAUAGGGUCGAGGAUCUCAAAAGAAGAGGCAGCGAUGGAUUACCCCGUGAAUCUGCUGAAUCUGAUUAUAAUCUGAGCUCGGACUUGCAACCUUCAUUGAGUCAGUUAGAGACACAUCAAUCUCGGAGGACUGCGAGUUUUGGGGCAUCACCACAUAUUCUUGCCUUCAAUUCCAUAGUCUCGGAUAGCAAAAAAGUUUGAUGCUCCCUCUCGCUAACUCAUUAAGCAUUGAUAUUGAUACUUUGAUGAAUUACGCUACACGCAUUGAUAUUGAUACCUUCACCGAUUGUUAGCUACUUGAAGGAAGGCAGGCGAAACUCAGGUAUAUAUGUUGUGAAGGAUGAAAAACUGUUCUAUGUUGUAUGUAGUUAAAAGUAUAGAUUUACCACAAGAUGGUCUGGAAUUUCUGUGUGUAAUGUUUGUACAAUUUUUUAAAGAUGGAUAUUGUGUGCUUCAGCCUUCAUGGAAAAGAUCCCAAAAAAAUUGCUCGUUGUAGAAUCAACUUUAACAUGUCUUUUCAAAACAAGAUCA
Molecule: messenger RNA, 1857 nt
Organism: Amaranthus tricolor (Joseph's coat)
Lineage: Eukaryota; Viridiplantae; Streptophyta; Magnoliopsida; Caryophyllales; Amaranthaceae
Product: protein S-acyltransferase 8-like
Exons: 5
Coding region: 304-1527 (407 amino acids)
Biological process (GO): peptidyl-L-cysteine S-palmitoylation; protein targeting to membrane
Cellular component (GO): endoplasmic reticulum; Golgi apparatus
Molecular function (GO): protein-cysteine S-palmitoyltransferase activity
Source: RefSeq, a predicted model, not a curated record